This is a messenger RNA of Nerophis ophidion (straightnose pipefish), 2501 nucleotides long. RefSeq names its product gamma-glutamyltransferase 1b (gene ggt1b). The transcript is spliced from 14 exons. The coding region runs from base 218 to 2191 and encodes 657 amino acids. Gene Ontology annotation, molecular function: glutathione gamma-glutamate hydrolase. Gene Ontology annotation, cellular component: plasma membrane. Gene Ontology annotation, biological process: regulation of immune system process; glutathione catabolic process; peptide modification. The record is from RefSeq and is a predicted model, not a curated record. NCBI's taxonomy places the organism in Eukaryota, Metazoa, Chordata, Actinopteri, Syngnathiformes, Syngnathidae.
CUUUGUGUGUGUGGGCUGAAUGAUUGCUGAAUGAAUAUCACCUGCACCUGUCUGUGAAUUGUUUUGGCUUGUAUGGAGAGAGUGUGAACCUGGGUGCUGUUACUCCUGUUGAACACAAAAGGACUGCAAAAGGACUGCAAAGGAACCACAAAUCACCUGAAUCAGUUUGAGCACUUCCGCCGCCUGCUCCGUCUUCUGCUCCCGGAGAUGCUUCUGGAUGUCGCGGAUCCAAGCCGCCCGCCUGACGUACGGACAGGGGCUGCUCCUCCGCAGCAUGCCGGCCAGCUUGUCGGACUUGAGCAUCAAGGAGAUUGUGGCCAACAUAACCACCAGUGACCUCCUCGCUGCCGAGGCCCCGGACGCCGACCCGAAAAGACCGCCACGUUCCUGCCCGGCCCUCCCAAUGGCGAAGAAGAUAAUCGCCGUGGCGCUAACGCUGCUGCUGGUGGCAGCGGUGGCCACGUUUGUUGGCGUCUUCUUCGGCGUGGGGUCAAAGACGCUCCCGAGUACGCACGUGUACCUGAGGGCGGCUGUGGCGGCGGAUGCCGGACCGUGCUCUGUGAUCGGCAGUGACACGCUGAAGAAAGGGGGUUCUGCAGUGGAUGCCACCAUCGCCACCCUGCUGUGUGUGGGACUGAUGAACGCCCACAGCAUGGGCAUCGGGGGAGGGCUGUUCAUCACCAUCUACAACGCCUCAACAGGGAGAGUGGAGACCAUAGACGCCAGGGAGACGGCGCCUCGAAACGCCACGGAGAAUAUGUUUGGCAACAGCACGGACUUGUCUCAGAGAGGUGGAUUGUCCGUGGCAGUUCCGGGGGAGAUCCGGGGUUACAAGCUGGCACACGAGCGACACGGCCAACUCCCUUGGAGGGAUUUGUUCCAGCCCAGCAUUGAUCUGGCAGAAAAGGGCUUUCCUAUUGGAAGGGCGCUUGCCUCUGCUUUGUUGAAACACAACAACACUGUCAUCAAAGACUCAGCCUUGUGUGAGGUCUUCUGCAAGAAUGGCAGCGACGUCCUGAAAGAAAACGACACCAUUAGGUUCCCGAAACUUGCAAACACCUACAGGGCGAUAGCGGACAAAGGGCCUGAUGAGUUCUACCUCGGAGAACUAGCAAAGAACCUGGUGGCAGAUAUUCAGGCUGCAGGCGGCAUCGUCACAAUGGCGGAUCUGAGGGAUUACGCGCCCGUCUUGGAUGAGAAGCCUCUGAGCGUGAACGUGGGGGAGUACAUCAUGGCUGUUCCCAAUGCCCCCGCCAGCGGCCCCGUGCUCUCCUUGAUAUUAAACAUCUUGAAUGGGUACAACUUGACGGCCGACAGCGUGGCCAGCAGCGACGCCAAGGUCCUGACGUACCACCGCGUCAUCGAGGCCUUUCGCUUCGCCUACGCAAAAAGGAGCUUGUUGGGAGACCCGGCGUACCUCAACAUCACCAAUCUCAUCCAGAACAUCACCUCGCAGAACUACGCCGACGACAUCCGGGGAAAGAUCACGGAUGACACGACCCACCAUAUGAGUUACUACGAGCCGGAGUUUUACCUGCCGGACGACCACGGGACCUCACACCUCUCCGUGGUGGCGGAGGACGGCAGCGCAGUGGCGGCCACAAGCACCAUCAACCAAUUUUUUGGCUCCAAAGUCAUGUCGAGGUCAACGGGAAUUCUCCUCAACAACGAGAUGGACGACUUCAGCUCGCCGCUCAUCACCAACGGCUUUGGAGUGCCGCCUUCGCCCAGCAACUUCAUCCGGCCAGGGAAAAGACCCAUGUCCUCCAUGUGUCCAACCAUCAUCUUCGACAAAAAGGGCCGAGUCAAGAUGGUGGUGGGCGGCUCGGGAGGCACCAAGAUCACGACCUCCAUCGCUCAGGUGAGGCGCGGUGAAGCCGUUAAAAAGCGCGAGGACGCCGAUCACAUGACUCCGCCGUGCGUCUUCCAGGUGAUUCUGAAGGCGCUGUUCUUUGACUACGACUUGAAGAAAGCCGUGUGGGAUCCCAGGUUGCACAACCAGCUGAGUCCCAACCACACCGUCGCCGAGCACGACUUUGACAGAAACAUCAUGGCCGCUUUGGCGGAGAAGAACCACGAGACGUCGUACCUCAGCUCGACGGGAGCGGUGGUGCAGGCGGUGGUUCGUCACGACGACGGCCUCCACGCCGAGUCGGACCCUCGCAAGUGGUCGUACGCCGCGGGCUACUGAGGUCCCUCUUGUGCCGUAGAUGUGAGCUUAAAUAACAGCCGGAGAGUGGCUACUGUGUAGCAACUAACUAACAAACACUGGAGACUUAACACAUGACACUUAACAGGCUUGUUAGCCAGACCAUCUUUUAGCAAACACAACCAAAAACAACAACGAAAAAGUCUUUUAUCUGCUGUAUCUUGAUCGGACUGUGAACGCUUCAAACACUGCCACCUUGUGUCCAAUCGCAAGAAGUGUACGAUUCCUCGCUAUUUAUGAUUUUGUAAAUCGAUACAGCUGUCAAUUAAAAAGGUGACAUGGUGAUAUUCAA